AUGACGCCUGUCUUCCUGGCGGAAUGCUUAAUGCUUGCAUUUGCUAAAGCGAUCAUCAGCGUGGCUGGGGGCCAUCGGCAACAAACAAAAAAUACCAAUGUAUCUCUUGGUAUCUUCGUGUACAGCGGCAUUGGUCAAAAUACCAAUGUGUCUCUUGGUAUCUUCGUGUACAGCGGCUUUGGACAAAAUACCAAUGUGUCUCUUGGUAUCUUCGUGUACAGCGGCAUUGGUCAAAAUACCAAUGUGUCUCUUGGUAUCUUCGUGUACAACGGCAUUGGACAAAAUACCAAUGUAUCUCUUGGUAUCUUCGUCGGCAUUGGACAAAAUACCAUUGUGUCUCUUGGUAUCUUCGUGUACAGCGGCAUUGGACAAAAUACCAAUGUCUCUCUUGGUAUCUUCGUGUACAGCGGCAACGGACUAAAUACCAAUGUCACUCUUGGUAUCUUCGUGUACAGCGGCAUUCGACAAAAUACCAAUGUCUCUCUUGGUAUCUUCGUGUACAGCGGCAACGAACAAAAUACCAAUGGCUCUCUUGGUAUCUUCGUGUACAGCGGCAACGGACUAAAUACCAAUGGCUCUCUUGGUAUCUUCGUGUACAGCGGCAUUGGACAAAAUACCAUUGUGUCUCUUGGUAUCUUCGUGUACAGCGGAAUUGGACAAAAUACCAAUGUCUCUCUUGGUAUCCUCGUGUACAGCGGCAACGAACAAAAUACCAAUGUCUCUCUUGGUAUCUUCGUGUACAGCGGCAACGGACUAAAUACCAAUGUCACUCUUGGUAUCUUCGUGUACAGCGGCAUUCGACAAAAUACCAAUGUCUCUCUUGGUAUCUUCGUGUACAGCGGCAACGAACAAAAUACCAAUGGCUCUCUUGGUAUCUUCGUGUACAGCGGCAACGGACUAAAUACCAAUGGCUCUCUUGGUAUCUUCGUGUACAGCGGCAUUGGACAAAAUACCAUUGUGUCUCUUGGUAUCUUCGUGUACAGCGGAAUUGGACAAAAUACCAAUGUCUCUCUUGGUAUCCUCGUGUACAGCGGCAACGAACAAAAUACCAAUGGCUCUCUUGGUAUCUUCGUGUACAGCGGCAUUGGACAAAAUACCAAUGUCUCUCUUGGUAUCUUCGUGUACAGCGGCAACGAACAAAAUACCAAUGGCUCUCUUGGUAUCUUCGUGUACAGCGGCAUUGGACAAAAUACCAUUGUGUCUCUUGGUAUCUUCGUGUACAGCGGCAUUGGACAAAAUACCAAUGAACCGUAA
Messenger RNA from Ylistrum balloti, 1254 nucleotides. RefSeq lists its product as uncharacterized. The transcript is spliced from 3 exons. Lineage: Eukaryota; Metazoa; Mollusca; Bivalvia; Pectinida; Pectinidae. The coding region runs from base 1 to 1254 and encodes 417 amino acids. The record is from RefSeq and is a predicted model, not a curated record.